Messenger RNA from Medicago truncatula (barrel medic), 2001 nucleotides. RefSeq names its product F-box/kelch-repeat protein At1g51550. The transcript is spliced from 2 exons. The record is from RefSeq and is a predicted model, not a curated record. The coding region runs from base 348 to 1730 and encodes 460 amino acids. Gene Ontology annotation, molecular function: protein binding. Lineage: Eukaryota; Viridiplantae; Streptophyta; Magnoliopsida; Fabales; Fabaceae.
GGUUUUUUUGGAAUAAAAGUGAAAACUCUUGUCUUAUCCUAAUAAAAUGAACAUGCUAUAAAACAAGCCAAAACAUGUUGAAAGAAAAACCAAGACUCAUAAUAAUUCCAUAAAAACGACAAGAAAAAAUGGGCACCCCACUAACCUGUCAAAAAUCAGUCUUUAUACAGCAAUAAUUUUACCAUUAUCUUCAAUAUGACAUAUUACUCAACAAAAACCAGUUUUUACCAAUUCUCUACCACACCAUCUACCUCAAACAAACCCUGUCUUCUGCCAAACACAAGCCAACCAAAAAAACAAAACAUAAACUUUGUUCUUCCAACAAGCAUCAACAAAAAAAACCAGACAUGGAAGAAACCACUAGUGUUAGUUAUAAUCAAAAUUAUAGUGGAUCACCAAUAACCAACAUACCUCAAGAUUACAUCUUCACUAUUAUCCUUCUUCUCCCUAUAGAUGCAAUUCUCUCUCUUUCCAUGACAUGCAAGAGAUUCAAAGCUUUAACUUCAUCUGAAACGCUAUGGAAAUCCUUAUGCAAGAGAGACUUGAGUUCAACAUGUGUGGAUUCACUAGUCAAGUCUUGUAAUACUUCCAACCAUCAUGUUCAUCAGUUUUCAUGGAUGAAACUCUAUAAGAAAAUAUAUCAGAUGGAUUCUGUUUGUUGUCAUAAAUUGUCAUACCCUCAUGGAGAUUUAGAUUUUCCUAAAGCAAGAGCUUCUCACUCUCUCAACUUUGUUUCUGAUUGUCUUGUCUUGUUUGGUGGUGGUUGUGAUGGAGGACGACACCUUGAUGACACAUGGGUGGCAUACAUUGGUAAAGAUUUCCAGAGAAUAUUGAAAUGGAAGACAGUUCAUUCAGGCAUACCAAGUGGAAGAUUUGGUCAUACAUGUGUGGAAAUGGGUGAUUUCCUUGUUCUCUUUGGAGGCAUCAAUGAUCAUGGAAACCGUCAAAAUGAUACAUGGAUUGGAAAAGUAAUACACAAUGAAAACAAAGGUAUUACAUUUUCAUGGAAAAUGAUUGAUGUUGGGAGUGUUGCUCCACCACCCAGGGGAGCUCAUGCUGCUUGUUGCAUCGAUGACAAGAGAAUGGUAAUCCAUGGCGGAAUCGGACUUCACGGCCUUCGUUUAGGGGACACGUGGAUCUUAGAGUUGUCAGAUAGUCAUUGUUUCGGCACAUGGCAUGAGAUUGCUAUCCAUCCAUCGCCUCCGCCGCGUUCAGGACACACGUUGACUUGCAUUGGAAGAAAUAGGACAAUACUAUUUGGAGGAAGAGGUUUAGGUUAUGAAGUGCUACAUGAUGUAUGGUUAUUGGAUACUUGUCAAGGUUACAUGAGAUGGAUUCAAGUAUUUUAUGAUUUACAAAACAUACCAGAUGGUAUUUCACUUCCUAGAGUUGGUCACACUGCUACAAUGGUUUUAGGAGGUAGGUUGUUAAUUUAUGGAGGAGAAGACUCAUCAAGACAUAGGAAAAAUGACUUUUGGGUAUUAGAUAUUAGUUCCAUUCCUUCAUCCACAGCAAGUUCAAAGAGAGUGUUGACGAGGAUGUGGAAACGAUGGAAAUCAAAUGGAUAUGAACCGAAGUCUAGAUCGUUUCAUCGUGCCUGCGUAGAUCCUUCUGGUCGUUAUUUGUAUGUGUUUGGUGGAAUGGUGGAUAGUUCAGUUCAACCUGUUGAACCUUCUGGACUUGGAUUUGAUAAGGAGCUUUUUCUUGGGGAGCUUGUGCUUCAACUCUAAGGAUUAAUUAAGGACACAAUGAAUCUUAUGUCACUGGCUCUUUGUUAAGACCACUAUGUCAUGUGUGGCAUAUUUCAUCAAUGUAUUUUCAAUCAGAUAAGCAUUAUUUAGUUUCAUUUGCUGCUGUUAUAGUAUAUGCUAUUGUAAAUACAGCAACUACUCAAUUAGGAAGCGAUGUGAAAAUUGUAAAGCUUUUGGCAUUGUUUAUUAGCAUUAUAGGUUUAUGCCUUUGUUCAACAAUAAUAAUAUUCUUGCACUUUCUCCCCUUGCA